Molecule: messenger RNA, 1890 nt
Organism: Pleurotus ostreatus (oyster mushroom)
Lineage: Eukaryota; Fungi; Basidiomycota; Agaricomycetes; Agaricales; Pleurotaceae
Exons: 8
Coding region: 1-1890 (629 amino acids)
Source: RefSeq, a predicted model, not a curated record
AUGAAAGACAAGAAACGCCGCCGUAUCUACAUUCACAAGCCUGAGGCCGCCUCCUUCGUUGCUUCGACAUCUACUGCAAAUCGCAUCCGCUCAGUGCUGAUCGAUGCACCAGUGACAACACCGGCGGUCGAAGUUGAUACAAGCACGCCGCCAACGGCCACCUUUGACUAUGCCCUGGGAGAGUUGAAUGACACCGCGAUGGACAACAACCAACAAACUGACAGCUCUGGGUUAGUUGUCAAGGCAAAGGCGAAGCGUUACAUCAAUUUGGAUGCGCCACUACUUACAUGGAAAACCAGAUAUCGACAGCAGUAUCUAGAUGCCACGUUACUUCUGGACGGCCGCGGAAGUUGUCCCAGUGCGCUCGAUCAUCACCUCCAGCUCCUCGAGGUCGGCUGGUGGCCCUCUUCUCCUCUGGAACCCCAAACGGCGACAACGUUCCCACUUUUACGGCUCUUCCAUAAUCUUAAUCUUCAAGGUUGCUUACCCGCCACGGACUUCUACCGAUCCCUGGAGCAACUUCAUAACGGCGGCGGCCUCGAUGAUCCACCGGGAAUCGGGCGGAAGGAUCGACUUCAACAGUUCAUGCUUACUGUUCGUGAAUGGCGCCACAUUAGAAUGGCGAAGCGAGCAGGUCGUGGCCAGGACCCUUCCGGGUUGGAUGCAACAGCGCAAGGCGCACUAUCUAUCCCUUGUCGUUCAUGCCCGCAUCCUGGAAUCAAUCUCCCCCAGGGAUGGGAGAGUGCAUCACCUGGACGUCGGUGGUUAUAUGGCCUGAUCCUCCAGGAAGAUGCCAAUUUCAAGCAGAAGAGUUGGCUUCGUUCAGCUGACAAUCGUGAUCCUGCACUUGGCCCUGGUUGGGCAACGUUCGUGGCGGGCGACACAUAUUUUGAUCAUCUAUCUAAGUACGUUGAUCCUGAAGAGAUCAACCACUGUGUUGGGUUCGCAGCCCUUUGGUCAGCCAACACGCGCCGUUCAAAGGGUCUGCGUGCCACUGGCAUCGGAUCUGUUAGCUGUGCUCGUAGUGAUAUGUUCCGAGCAAACGGUAUCGGCGACCUGCAGAAGGGGGAGCGAUACGCUAACAUGGACUACAUCUUUCUCUCAAGCAUCAUGGCGACAUCGCUCUUCUUGGUAACCAUCACCUACGACAUCGCCUGUCAAUGGUACCGGAACUUCUUCACCCGUAUGACACAGCUUCCCUCGGCUCUCCAGCUCUCCUCUCGUGUCGAUCUUCGUUUCCGUAUCCCAAAGUUUCACUUGGCAGCUCACAAAGAAAGUUGCCAUGCACCGUUCUCUCUGAAUUAUACCAAAUGGGUGGGUCGGACCAAUGGCGAAGGCGUUGAGCGUAUGUGGUCGUGGUUAAACAAAGUAUCGCAUUCUGUGUCCAUGAUGGGACAAGGUGGUUGUCAAGACACACUGGACGAUUUCUGCAACUUUUGGAACUGGCGAAAGACAGUCAACCUGGGUGAUUCUCUACUGAAGAAAAUGACAUUGGCUAUUCCUCAGGCUGCGAUCCAUCACCAAGUGUUUUGUGUGUUCACAGAUGGCCUUCACGAACAACAUUCGGAAGAGCUACUAGAAUGGGAAAACCAAGUCCGAGCCUGGGAGUUGGAUCAUGAUCAACCAUGUCCGUUCGAUCUACCACGCGAUGAUCUUACGAUGUCCGAUCUGAAAAAGGAGAUGGCGGAGGAAGAACAUCGCCGAGUACAACGUGGUGAGGCACUCCCCGGCGACACCAGUCCUAGUAACUUCAUUAUCACGGGUUUGGACAUCGAAGCAGCCCAGCAGGAGCUUCUUGUCACCGCAAGUAAACACGACCUCACGACUGUUGAAGCGACACAACUCCAAACGAGUCGUACAGCGCUACUUAAGAAAAUAAAGAAGUUUUGA